Messenger RNA from Dromaius novaehollandiae (emu), 4042 nucleotides. RefSeq names its product kinesin family member 11 (gene KIF11). Gene Ontology annotation, biological process: mitotic spindle assembly; microtubule-based movement; spindle elongation. The transcript is spliced from 22 exons. NCBI's taxonomy places the organism in Eukaryota, Metazoa, Chordata, Aves, Casuariiformes, Dromaiidae. Gene Ontology annotation, molecular function: microtubule binding; ATP binding; plus-end-directed microtubule motor activity. Bases 35 to 3553 code for a protein of 1172 amino acids. The record is from RefSeq and is a predicted model, not a curated record. Gene Ontology annotation, cellular component: nucleus; mitotic spindle; spindle microtubule.
CCGGGGGCCUCGGCCGGGCACUACAGCCCCCAGCAUGCAGUGUGCUUGCAAGUGCCGGGGCGGCUUCCGUCGUGCGUCGGUACGCAAGCGCGGAGCCGCACGUCAUGAGUGCCGGCGCCUCGUCCUGAAAUUUCAAACCGAGUCCCAUGGUGCCCCGCGGGCUCGCGCGGAUUGGCUGGGCUGGGGGGCGGUGCGUGGUUCGAAGCCGGCGGCGGAGCGCGCGCCCGUGGCCGGAGUGCGGCGCGCGGCGGCGGUUGGCCCGGGCUCGAGGCGCUGCGAGGGCGACGCGGGACGGCCGGUGCUUCGCCUGUCUUCCCCCGGCGGGUCCGCGCUGAGCCCCGACAUGGCUUCCCUGAGCUUCCAGGGCGGCGGUGGCGGCGGCGCGAAGAAGGAUGAGAAGGGCAAGAACAUCCAGGUGGUGGUGCGGUGCAGGCCUUUUAAUGCCUCAGAACGUAAAGCAAGCUCCUAUGCUGUUGUAGACUGCGAUCAAGCUAGAAAAGAAGUUAGUGUCCGCACUGGAGGAGUCACAGACAAGACAUCAAGAAAGACUUACACAUUUGAUAUGGUUUUUGGAGCUCAGGCAAAGCAGAUUGAUGUAUACCGGAGUGUUGUGUGUCCCAUUUUGGAUGAAGUUAUUAUGGGCUACAACUGUACAGUGUUUGCCUAUGGCCAAACUGGUACUGGAAAGACCUUCACAAUGGAGGGGGAGCGGUCACCCAAUGAAGAAUAUACUUGGGAAGAGGAUCCACUAGCAGGUAUAAUACCCCGUACACUGCAUCAAAUAUUUGAAAAACUCACAGAGAAUGGUACUGAAUUUUCUGUGAAAGUAUCUCUUUUGGAAAUCUAUAACGAGGAGCUUUUUGAUCUUCUGAAUCCUACUCCUGAUGUUGGAGAAAGACUGCAGAUGUUUGAUGAUCCCCGAAACAAGAGAGGUGUAAUUAUUAAAGGCUUGGAAGAAAUAACUGUGCACAACAAAAAUGAAGUAUAUCAAAUCUUGGAAAGGGGUGCAGCCAAAAGAACUACUGCAGCUACUUAUAUGAAUGCAUAUUCCAGUCGUUCCCAUUCUGUGUUUUCAAUUACCAUCCAUAUGAAAGAAACUACAAUAGAUGGAGAAGAGCUUGUUAAAAUUGGGAAGCUAAACUUGGUUGAUCUUGCAGGAAGUGAAAACAUCGGUCGGUCUGGGGCAGUUGACAAAAGAGCUCGUGAAGCUGGAAAUAUCAACCAGUCUCUCCUGACUCUAGGAAGAGUUAUUACUGCCCUUGUAGAAAGAGCCCCGCACAUUCCAUACAGGGAAUCUAAACUCACAAGAAUCCUUCAGGACUCUCUUGGGGGACGAACAAAAACGUCAAUAAUUGCCACAGUUUCUCCUGCGUCUAUAAAUCUUGAGGAAACAUUAAGUACACUGGAAUAUGCCCACAGAGCAAAGAACAUAAUGAACAAGCCUGAAGUUAAUCAGAAGCUGACAAAAAGAGCUCUUAUUAAGGAAUAUACUGAAGAGAUUGAGCGUCUGAAACGAGACCUUGCUGCUGCACGAGAGAAAAAUGGCGUCUAUAUUUCCCUUGAAAAUUAUGAAGCCCUUAACGGAAAGCUGACGGUUCAGGAAGAACAAAUUGCAGAGUAUAUUGACAAAAUCAGUGCUAUGGAGGAAGAAGUAAAAAGAAUCACCGAGCUAUUCACAGUUAACAAAAAUGAACUUGAACAAUGUAAAACAGAUCUGCAAAUGAAGGAGAAAGAACUGGAAGAAACACAGAAAGAUCUGCAAGACACCAAGGCUCAUCUGGCUGAGGAAGAAUACGUGGUUUCCAUAUUGGAAAAUACGGAAGAAAAGCUUCACGGCACAGCUAGCAAGUUGCUUAGUACUGUUGAAGAAACUACAAAAGACGUAUCUGGUCUCCAUGCAAAACUGGAUCGUAAGAAGGCUGUUGAUCAACACAAUACUGUUGUCCAAAACACGUUUGCAAGACAAAUGAAUGUUUUAUUCAACAAAAUACAAGAUUCAGUUAGUGAGAACAGUUUGAAGCAGCAACACAUAUUGACAUCUUACACAAAUGUUUUAGGUGACCUCCUAUCUACUAGUUCUUCAGCAGCUAAUGUCCUUGUAUCCAUUGUAUCGGCAUCUUUUGCCUCUGUUGAAGAACGGGUAUCUACUGAAGUUUCUUGUGUGUCUGAAAAAAUACUACAACAUGAGACUCUGUCACUUGAGAGCAAAGCUGAGCUGCUGAGAUUGAUUGAGGAGCAUACAUCUGGAUUAAGAAGUGCAUUAAAUAGUUUGACACCAAUGGUAGAAUUUGUCCUGGGGCUAAACUGUCAGUUUCAGAAUAACAUGAAAAAAUAUUCUGCUAUGGCUGUCGAGAUGGAGGGCCAUAAAAAGGAAAUGAAUACCUUCUUUGGAGAUCUCUGUCUCGCUCUGAAAAAAUUACAGGAAGAAACAGCCAGUGUUUUUUCUCAGCUUCAGAAUGAUUGUGAGAAUUUAAAAGAAGAAGUGGAAAUGACGAGGAUUGCGCAUACAAAGAGCACAGCUGAAUUAAUAUCCUCACUGCAAAGCCAGCUUGACCUGUUUGCUCAGGAGACUCAGAAGAAUUUAACUGGUGUACUGGCAAAAAAUGGGAGUUUGAAGACCACCAUCACUGCUGUGCAAGAAAAUGUUCACCUGAAAACUACAGACCUAGUCAGCAGUACAACUUCUAACCACAACAAAUUUACUGCAUCUCUGAAUAAUUUCUCUCAAGAGCUCAGGGAUAUAAAUUGUGAAAAUAGGAAGAUGCUGGAGGAAUCCACUGACCACUGCCAGCAGCUUCUCAGCAAUCUCACAAACAUGUCUCAGGAUACUGAUAAAUGGUGUGAAUUUACAACUGCUCAAGUAGUCAGCUUUACUGAUCAGCAGCUAUUGUCAUUUGGCAAUGAGAAACAACACCUUCAAUGUUUACAAAAGAAAACCAAAGAGAGCUGUGAUGGAGCAGUUGCUGAAAUUGCUGACCAUAUUGGUAGACAAAAGGCUGCGGGAGAGAAGGCAGCAAAUGGCCUCCUUGAUCAGAUAAAGGUUGAUUGGGAGAUACUUCUGGAGCAGAAGCUGGCACUUGAUGAGGAAGCACACCAUGGACUGACUCAGGUUAAUGGCUUCUUGCAAGAGGAUCUUAAAGUGGAUAUUCCAACAGGUACAACUCCACAGAGAAGAGACUACUUCUAUCCAGUCACACUUGUGAGAACAGAACCUCGGGAACUGUUGCUGGAGCAAUUAAGGCAAAAGCAACCGAAGCUUGAUGCUAUGCUAAAUGGUUUCCCAAAGGAAGUGGGAGAGAAUGCAGAUCAGGACUUACUGGAAGAGGAGGAGGUGGUGCAGGAAUCCAAUGAAAGUCUUGUCAGUGACAAAUCCUUGCUGGAUACAAACAUAUGCUGCAACACAAAUGGUGGCAUUCCCUUUUUCCAGCACAAAAGGAGUCACAAAAAAGAUAAAGAGAACAAAUCUACAGCUGCAUGGGAGAAGACCAAAACAGAGGAUAUGAUGGAGCAGUUUCUUCCAAAAUCUAAGCUUCCUUUAAGAUCACUGAACUAAGAUAAAUCCAGGGCAGAUCACUGUUUUGAAAUACUUAUGUCUAAUUGUUUACUGAGCCAUAACUUUUCUUGGUUAUUCUCGGUCUCUGUAUAUAGUGAUAUAUUGAUGCAAGGUUGGAUCAGAAGUUUGGCCUGCCACAUGUCCUGCCUUUGUCCUAUUUUUAUACGCUAUAGCUUGCAAAGUAUUAUCAGGCUUCUUUUUUUAAAAAAAGAUCAGAUUAUGGUUCAACGUGUUAAAUAAAGAGUUUUAGAUUUUCAAGUAAGCUAUCCUUUUCUGCUUUUCACUAGAUAUAAAACAGAGCAGAAAUGGAUGUGGAAAAAUGCUUUGUCAGCAUUGCCAGCUACCAUUUUGUAUUUUAAUUAACUGUAAAUAAGUGUUCUGUUUCCAUACCUGCUUUAGUCUGUCUCCUGUUGCUAUGAAAUAGAUAGUUGUUGAAGUGCUGUCUUUCUGUAACUGGGAUACUUCAAAUAAAUCAAUUCAUACCUGGAA